Messenger RNA from Dreissena polymorpha, 957 nucleotides. RefSeq names its product brain protein I3-like. Bases 135 to 509 code for a protein of 124 amino acids. The transcript is spliced from 4 exons. The record is from RefSeq and is a predicted model, not a curated record. Lineage: Eukaryota; Metazoa; Mollusca; Bivalvia; Myida; Dreissenidae.
UCCAUUGUCGAUAGAUUGAUUUUGAGGCACAUCAUGUUUAAGUAACCGUAGUUGUUGGGUUAUACAGGACACAUUCUCUAAAACAGGAAACCGAAGUACCUUCUGUCAGUAAAUUCGUAUUUGCCGGGAACACAAUGACGACACAUGUUUACACAAGUAAUGUCUACAACGCUCAGAGUCAACCCGCACCCCCGGGUUACUACAGUCAACCCGCAGGCCCGGGCUACUACAGUCAACCCGCCCCUCAACCCAUUGGCCAGUAUCCCUACACUCAGGCACCGAACCCUCACGUCCAAAACAUGUUCCAGGCUCAGCAGAACACAACUGUGGCAGUGAUAUCAGCAGGAAAUGCUCGAACCGGAAACUGUCCCCAUUGUGGGCAAGGCAUCCUAAUAAAAAGGUACUCCACAUGUGGGAUUUUACUGGCAAUAUUGCUGUUCCCAGUUGGGGUCCUCUUCUGCCUUUGUAUGGAGGAGAAACGAUGCACGCAUUGUAAUUGCAGCUUCUAAGAUCGUUAGACGUGACAUACCCCACGUUUGAUUUGUGAGAUAUGAUUUACAAGAUGGACACGUAAUGUUAUGUAUGGUAUUUAAAACGAAUGGAAUCUAAAAUGUAUCAAAAGUGUACUAGGCUUAGCUCCUUAAACGCAAAUAACAAAUACUGGUUACAUUCCUGUUAAAGCAAUUUGUUUACCUAUCAAAUCACCGUAGAUACACUAUGCAUUUGAGCAAUACAUAUUAUAUUGAUGAUUUGAUAAUUUGCAGUACAAAUUGCAUUCAAAUAAGUAAAAAGGUGUUUAUUAAUUACAUAUAAAUCGUGAGUUUGCGUAUUUGCUUAGUACAUACUAUAGUAAAUGCUUAUUAGUAAAAUAUUUUAUAACUGUUCAUGACGUUCCUUAUUAUUGUUUUUGUAUUUGUUUUUGUGAACGUAGUGGUGUUAGAACUGAUUACAUUUGAU